Molecule: messenger RNA, 5431 nt
Organism: Poecilia latipinna (sailfin molly)
Lineage: Eukaryota; Metazoa; Chordata; Actinopteri; Cyprinodontiformes; Poeciliidae
Gene: pld2
Product: phospholipase D2
Exons: 24
Coding region: 293-3157 (954 amino acids)
Biological process (GO): phosphatidic acid biosynthetic process; intracellular signal transduction; regulation of vesicle-mediated transport
Cellular component (GO): plasma membrane region; intracellular membrane-bounded organelle
Molecular function (GO): D-type glycerophospholipase activity; phosphatidylinositol binding
Source: RefSeq, a predicted model, not a curated record
UUUUGUUUUAGUGAACAAGCAGAAAAGCCCAUCCUAAACCGGCUCUUUAAAGAUUUACACAGAGGGCUCUCAUCACAUUUCCACCCCUUCAUGCUGUCCCAUGUUCGGCCAAUGGGAGGGACUAAGCGAGUGCAUCACCUCAACUAUAGGGUGACAUUUUCACACUGGUUGGAAAACGAUGAUAUAAUGGUGUGAAUGCGCAGAUUUUGACACAAAUGUUUGGAGUGUGGAUGUGGACUGGGCUGCGGCUGUAAUUAAACACGAGGGAGCUUGACCUUUCUACGAUAGCGCCAUGUCCGGUCCAGAUGAUGAGAUCGAGCCUGCAGCUGUGAGCUCAGCUGUACCGCGCCUCAACAAGAGGCGCUUCUCGCACGACCGCUAUGACCUGAAACUAGAUGAACUAGACAGCCUCCUAAAAACCACCGAGGGCCGUCCUUUUACAGUAAUUCAUCGUCUGCCUGAAAUUAAAGAAAUGGAUCUACCUUACUUAAUGCCUGAUACUCCUAUUACAUGCAGUGUGGACAACACAGAGAAACACACCAGUCGAUCAAAGGUGCGUAUACGAAACCUGUACACGGUGAAGUUAACUCAUGGACCCUUUCACUGGGUAGUAAAGCGGAAGUACAAGCACUUUCAGGAGCUUCACCGAGACCUUUACAAACACAAGAUGAUCCUUCACUUUAUGCCCACUAGAAGGUCUGAGAAGGAAAGGCAGCAGCUGAGGGUAAUGUCAGAGGAAAUGCCCAGCCUACAUGGGACAGAACGCUCUAGAGGAGCCUCAAGCAAAACGAAAUACCUUGAAGAGUACCUGAACGAUCUGCUGGAGAACGGAUUCUGUAGAAAUGAUCGCAGCAUGAUUGAGUUCCUCUCCGUCGGUGCCCUCUCCUUUGUCACUGAGCUGGGACCAAAAGGCCUGGAGGGACCGAUCAUUAAGAGGUCGGGUGGUCAUCGUGUUCUGGGUCUGAACUGCAUCGGCCACCAUCGGGUGUGUUUUAGCUGGUCGCACCGAUGGCUGGUGGUCAAAGACUCCUUCCUUUUGUAUAUGAGCCGAGACAACAGUGAAAUCAACUUCGUGCUGCUUUUUGAUCCCGAAUUUGAGGUGAAAGUGGAUAGUGCCGAGACUGGCACAGAGUACGGAGUCUGCAUUAAGAACUUCACACGGGAUUUGAUCAUCAAGUGCAGAAGCUACAGACAAAGCCAGUGGUGGACUCAUGAAAUCAACCAGCUGGCUCAGUCCUGUGACUUUCUGAAAGUCCACCGCUUCCAAGGCUUUGCUCCACCGCGAGAAGACACUCUUACUAAAUGGUAUGUGAAUGGGAAAGAUUACUUUGCAGACCUGGCUGACGCCCUUGAAGAAGCAAAGCAGGAGAUUUUCAUCACAGAUUGGUGGCUGAGCCCAGAAAUUUUCCUAAAGAGACCUGCCACUGACAACCGCUGGAGACUGGAUGAGAUACUGAAACGGAAAGCAGAAGAAGGAGUCAAGGUUUGUGUCCUGCUUUACAAGGAGGUGGAGAUGGCACUUGGCAUCAACAGCGACUACAGCAAGCGGACUCUGAUGAACAUGCACCCAAACAUCAAGGUGAUGCGACAUCCAGACCACGUUUCAUCUGCGGUGGUCUUGUGGGCUCACCAUGAGAAGAUGGUUGCCAUCGACCAGACGGUGGCGUUUGUUGGGGGACUCGACCUGGCGUUUGGGAGAUGGGACGACAGAGAGUAUCGGCUGGCCGACCUGGGUCAGGCGGAGAUGCUGAACGGGGACACGGGGGAACAUCCAAACAAAGAUGUAACUGACAAUGGUGUGGCUGAUGGCCAGAAUGCAGGUAACCAAACAAAACAGGAUCCCACAAACCUGGCUGGUAACACUAAACUGUGGCUUGGCAAGGACUACAGCAACUUCAUCAAGAAAGACUGGACCCUGCUGGACAGGCCUUUUGAAGACAACAUUGACCGCACUGAAGUUCCUCGCAUGCCUUGGCGUGACCUGUCUACAGCUGUGCACGGCAAAGCUGCCAGGGAUGUUGCCAGGCACUUCAUCCAGCGCUGGAACUUUACUAAGAUCUUCAAGGUCAAGUACAAGGAUAACUUCUACCCCUACCUUCUCCCCAAGUCUCACACUGAGGCAGACUUGUUGCCAUUUAUUGUUCCUGGAUCCCAGAAAGCCAAAGUUCAGGUGCUGCGCUCUUCCGAACGCUGGUCAACCGGAAGCUGUGAGAACUCGAUCCUUCAGGCCUACAUACACACCAUUGAGAACAGCGAGCACUACAUCUACAUUGAGAACCAGUUCUUCAUCAGCUGUGCGGAGGACAAGGUCGUCCACAAUAAGAUCGGGGAUGCAAUCGUUGAUCGAAUCCUGCGAGCACACAGAGAGCAGAAGACGUACAGGGUGUUUGUGGUGAUUCCUUUGCUUCCUGGCUUCGAGGGAGACAUUACCACUGGAGGUGGAAAUGCAAUUCAAGCCAUUAUGCACUUCACUUACAGGACUAUGUGCCGCGGAGAUCACUCGAUUCUGUCAAGGCUCAGAGAGGUGAAGGACCAGUGGACUGAGUACAUCACAUUUUGUGGCCUCAGAACGCAUUCCCGGCUCUCCGAGAAGCUGGUCACAGAGCUGAUCUACGUUCACAGCAAGGCACUCAUUGCUGAUGACCGCCGCUAUAUAAUUGGGUCAGCCAACAUCAAUGACCGCAGCAUGCUGGGCAGCCGAGACAGCGAGCUGGCAGUGCUGGUGGAAGAUGAAGAGAGGGUCCCAUCCGUCAUGGGAGGACAGGAAUACGAAGCAGGACCGCUUACGCUUGCUCUGCGCAAAGAGUGCUUCAGGGUCCUGACUGGAGCAACUUCAGACCCCAGCAUCAACAUUGACGACCCAAUCAGCGACGACUUCUUCUUCCUCACGUGGAAUGAAACGGCAAAACGUAACGCCAUCAUUUACGACAAGGUUUUCAGAUGCCUUCCCUGUAACAGUGUUCACAACUUGCUUCUGCUGAAGAACUACGGCUCUCUAGAACGCCUCUGCGACACAGACCCCGAGCAGGCGGCAGAGGAGCUGAAGGCCAUCCGAGGGCUGCUGGUUCACUUCCCGUUGAAAUUCCUGUGUGAGGAAAACCUGCAGCCUCCUCUGAACAGUAAAGAAGGGAUGGCUCCUACAGACCUUUGGACGUAACCACAUGUCUGCCUAGAUCAGGCCACUACGACACUGAUACAGUCGUUGCUAACCUGUACCUAAAUCCCAGCACACAAAACGAACUAUAACACCAGCUCCCACAUUGAAACAGUUUAUGGGUCAAGCCUAAAUCUAGUCUGGCUCAAAUCACUUAGAGUUUAGAAUAACAGACAAACCUGUGCUGGCCAGUUUAUUCAUGAUGCCCAUCACGUAACUUCUAUGAACCAAUGGUAGACGGUAUUGUAAACUCAUAUAAAUGAAUGUGUGUGACUCAUUGGAGGGCUGCGAGGUUGGACUGGUAAUCAACCAUCUCCCAUGAUCUGGGAACAUAGUGUACAUUUACGGGUGCAAGAUUUUUAUUUUUUUUUUGUUGGUGGGUGGCUCUGUCUCUUUCUCUCUCCGACGCUCUCACUCUCUCCCUCUGAGGCUUCACCUCUCACUGCAGUGCCAGGAAACCUGUCAGAACAUUUGUGGUUGUUAUGGUGACGGAUAUAAAGAGAUGACUGGAUCGCAGCUGAAAUAAAGGCUCGAUGGGGCAGAAAAGGAGAGCGCUGAUAGGAGGGAUGGCUUACUAAAUUGGGAUGGUGUGCCAGAAAAAAAAAAGAAAGCAAUAUUGCUGAUCGAGGACGUGGGGACCAGUUACUUCUGUGUCAUUUUUAUAUUUAAAUGUGAGAGAGAAAAUAUAUUUAGCUGGUGCGUCGUUGAAAUCUUGUUAAAUUUUUCUCUUUUUUUUACUGUUAUAUCCAAACGGACUGCCUGGAGUCCACCACACAACAUUCCACACUCUGUUGGCAUUCUGCAGCUACUUCCGUGUCGUGUCUAGGAGCCAUGAAGAGUCUUGUGUGUCUACCUUAUGUUAUAUUUGCUCACAGGCAUGAGGCAUUUGUUGAGGUCCAGCUGAGAAGUUACAUAAUGUGUCUGACACACUUCUUUCUACCCAACUGCUCAGAUUGAUCACUUGUUGACCAACAUGCAAAUCUCUUGGACUGGACUUUGUUUUUGUUUUUUUUAUAUAUAUAUAUAUAUUUUGUUUCCUAAUUUGGGGAAAACCUACUGCACAAUGCCUUGCAAAAAUAUUCAUAAACUCUGAAGUUUGUCACAUUGCUACAUAGGAUAUUACAUAAUAUGAUUUUAUGUGGUUUGUCUACACAAAGUAGAGGUUCUUUCAUGAAAAGUAAAAACAUUUUUAUUGUUUAAACAUGUUUAGCCACUAAAAAUGUGAAAGAACCCCCUUUACUGAUAUCCCUAAAUAAAACUGAGUGCACCAACAACUAGCUUAAAAAAUGAACUGAUUCAUAAAUUGGAAUAUUUUUGCAAGGCGCCAUGCAUUAACUGAAUGACAAAGAUGUGUUUGAAAAAUAUGUUCUUGCCCUUUAAAAUGUGUUCCUAAUUAGAUGCACACUUUUAAGACUGGAAGCUCGUCAGGUUUUUAAAUAAGAAAUUAGCGUCUUAUAUCCCUAACGGUGUGAAAAAGUCUGCAUUGUAUUUGUUUUUGUGCAUGUGUGUCCAAAGGGGGUAAACAGGAUUCACUAAUGUAACAACACCAUGUUGUUUUUCAAGUUAAAUUGUACUAAGCUGUCAGAUAAGCCCAGGUUAAGUGCACUACUUCUUGGUUUCAAACUGGUGUGAUAAAUAUGACUGACGGAUGCCUCGUGUGAACUCGCUCUACACAAAGCUCCUUUUACACAGGAGCCAGAAAAACCCAUCUGUGUUUAGACACAUUACUCUGCUGGUUUCAAAAAUAGUCACACUGUGAAGAAAAAAAACACCACUCUGAAUCUUUGCACAGUAGAAGCUGGCAUUUUUACUGGUUCUUUCGCGUAAGAAAAAAAAAAUGUUUGAAGUGCUACACUUUGUGAUAGGAAAGCAGAAAUGUCUUUAACUGACCAACAAGUGAUCUUAUAAUCAUUUUGUUUGUAUUAAACUAGGAACCAACCUUGGGAAGUCAUUUUAUGAAUGUAAUACUUGAGAAAUAUUUUUCAUUGCAUAUUAUCAAAGUCUAUAUUUACAUUUUUAAAACCAUUUUAUAUGUAGAUCUGUAGAUACGAUAAAUGAGGCACUAACACUGAGGGUAGAUAUGAUUUUCAAAUUGUCUUCCUAACUACCAUUUUUACUAUAAGCUGUGCUGUUUUUCUUAUUUCUUCAUACUUGUUUUUAAUUAAAGUUGGAUCGAUGUCUGUUCUCAUAUUGUUUUGUAAUCACUAUAAUCUUUUAAACCUCUGUAAUUUGAGAUUUCACAUUUAUUUUAACCUGCAAUAAAAAACAUGUUAAAUG